ACGCGAUCCUCCAUCAAUUAAAUAUCGACGGCGAAUUUAUCUAAGACUCUUAAAACUUAACAACGAUGGCGACAACAGAAAGUGUAAUCAAAAGAGCUCACCCAAUCUACAUGGGCACACUCGUCCUAUUCGGCAUCAUCCUGAUGUCUAUCACAGCCUUCCUCGUUGACAGGUACAACAGAUUCGACAACUUCCCUGCGACAGGCGUAUCAAACACCGUCAAGUACCUCCUCUUUUGUUCUUUAUGGUCAAUCGUGACCUCCGCUAUCUACCUUGUUGGUUUCUUAGCCGUACCACUAGGCUCCGGCGGCGCUUUACUCUCCGUCGCAUCGCACCUUAUAUGGGUGAUCCUAUCCUUCUGCAUAUGGCUCGCAGGUGCUGCUGCGAUCACCGCUGAACUUGGAGGUGGAUUGAGCUGUAGAUUCUCAGAUUUCACCUAUUGCCAUCAUUUAAACGCUGUUUUGGGCUUAACUUGGAUUGAAACAGUUUUGGUCUUCCUGGGUAUGAUCGCAAUUAUUGUUCUCUCAGUCAGGUCACGCUCAUCAAGCGGCCAUAUCGCUGCCUGAGCGCUCGUCAUGAGCAGGGAUUGCUCAUAGGCACAACCAAGAUGGUUGACAUCCUAACCUUUUGUUACGUGAUUUACGGCUUACGAAUACUACAAACAAUAAUUUACGACAUACAGCGAUUAGAUAUUGUAUUCUAAUUUAAUUUUUAGUCUACAAUUGUCUAUUUAUGCUAAUUUAUUACAUUUAAUUAC
Messenger RNA from Wallemia mellicola CBS 633.66, 757 nucleotides. RefSeq lists its product as hypothetical. NCBI's taxonomy places the organism in Eukaryota, Fungi, Basidiomycota, Wallemiomycetes, Wallemiales, Wallemiaceae. Bases 66 to 566 code for a protein of 166 amino acids. The record is from RefSeq and is a predicted model, not a curated record. The transcript has 4 exons.